Messenger RNA from Helianthus annuus (common sunflower), 774 nucleotides. RefSeq lists its product as uncharacterized. Lineage: Eukaryota; Viridiplantae; Streptophyta; Magnoliopsida; Asterales; Asteraceae. Bases 1 to 774 code for a protein of 257 amino acids. The transcript has a single exon. The record is from RefSeq and is a predicted model, not a curated record.
AUGCCCCUGAAAGAUUUAUUCCCAAACCUGUUUCGGCUAGAAGUUGUGAAGAACUGCUCUAUUCGUGACAGGGUGGAAGGAUUGUGGCUCUGGAAACAUGAUCCCGCGACUAAUGACAAGACAAGGGAGCUGGCUAUCUUAAGCGAUGCUCUGAUCUCUGUUUUGUUGAAUAACAGAAGUGACGUUUGGAAGUGGAUGGGCGAUCCGUCGGGGCGGUUCUCCGUCCGUUCAGUGAAAAAUGUUCUAAGAGGUAAUGUGGAUGUUAGCAACAGGUACGUUAUGGAUUGGUGCAAGUGGACCCCGAUAAAGUGCAAUGUGUUCGCUUGGAGGGCGGAAAUCAAUAGGAUUCCUACUUACGACGCCCUGUUAAGAAGAGGUAUAGUGGUUGGAGACGGCUUAUGCUUCCUUUGUAAAGCUGAAAAUGAGUCGGUUGAUCAUCUCUUUGUUUCGUGCAAAGUGGUUGCAGUGAUUUGGCAAAGGGUCAGUCGUUGGGGCCGUAUUCCUAACAUUUCCGCCUUCUCAUUUAAGGAUCUUUUGGAGACUCACAAGUAUGUUAACGUUGGGGAAACUAAGAAGAAAGCGGUGCAAGGAAUCAUCAUAAUGGCAAGCUGGUAUUUGUGGAAGGCUCGGAACAAAUCGGUUUUCUCGGCGGCUAAUGUUAAGGCUGAAGAUGUUUUUUAUGAUAUUAGAUCGAUGGGAUUUCUUUGUUUUAAGUUUAGAAGUAAGAACAAUCCUAUCUCUUUGGAGGAUUGGUGUAAAUUUGUAAUUAUGUAG